AUGCCAGCACAUCACGACCACUUUCUCUCCCCCCUACAUGGAUAUACGGUACUGCGAAUGCACUAUAGGACCUGCCAAACUCGAGUCAUGCUCCGUGAGGCUUGCGUCGGGUAUUCAGUGCCAUCUUUCGGUUUGAUUUUAAGGUUCGACCAUUUCACUGGAGAUAUGGAGAUUGGGGGAAUGAGGGUCUCACUGAGUCGAUGCACGGAGCACGAGUCGUCGAAAACACUAUCCACGUACAGUCGCCAAGUCUGUGCCUGA
Penicillium oxalicum is the source of this 261-nucleotide messenger RNA. RefSeq lists its product as uncharacterized. The coding region runs from base 1 to 261 and encodes 86 amino acids. The record is from RefSeq and is a predicted model, not a curated record. The transcript has 2 exons. Lineage: Eukaryota; Fungi; Ascomycota; Eurotiomycetes; Eurotiales; Aspergillaceae.